Messenger RNA from Ascoidea rubescens DSM 1968, 1149 nucleotides. RefSeq lists its product as uncharacterized. Bases 1 to 1029 code for a protein of 342 amino acids. NCBI's taxonomy places the organism in Eukaryota, Fungi, Ascomycota, Saccharomycetes, Ascoideales, Ascoideaceae. The transcript is spliced from 2 exons. The record is from RefSeq and is a predicted model, not a curated record.
AUGGCGCUCGAUAAAGGUGGGAUCGGAUUUUCGAGGUAUUCAUUUUAUGACUCAUUAUAUAUAUUGGUGACAACGCUAUCAGGGAAGGAUAAAUUUAUUAAGUUUUUGCAAUUUUUUUUGCAAUUUGUUUCUAUAAUUUUCGGAGAACUAUUGAGGUAUCAAGAGGAAAUAAAAUAUUUUUUCAGUUAUUUGAUUAGGCUGAUAAAUAAAUUGCAAGUCAUUCAAGUAUUGAAGAGUUAUAGUAAUGUUGAUCGAAUUCAAAUCAAGAGUAUAUUUAAUUGGUUGGUUCAAUCAAGCCAAUUAGGUCAAUUUUAUGAAUUUGGAGACACAUUUAAUUAUAUCAAUGGUUAUAGUGACACAUUUACGAUAAAUAACGCUAUAAACGAUUAUAACUCGAUAAUCAACCCCUUAAUAUCGUUUUUGACAAUUUAUAGAAAAUGUUUAAGAUUUGGGAUGUUGAAUUUUAUGGUUAUUGAAUUGGUUAAACUGGUUCAAAAAUUUAAGGUGAAACUGGCAUUAAUUCAUUUAAUUAGACUUUAUUAUAUUGUAUUUGAUGAAAUAAAUCUAUUAAUCAAGUUGAAGAUUCUAUUAAAAAUAGAAUUAAGAUUAUUCAAAUUUAAUAAAAUGGAUGAGUUUUUCAGGAUAUCAUCAAAGAAUGAAUUGUAUGGAUUAUUUGUUAAUUGCCUAUUAAAUAUUGUAUUAAAUUUCAAUAAAUUGAUAAAAUAUUAUAAGAAGAACAAUAAGAAACAAGUUCGAAAUAAUCAGAAUAACCAGAAUAACCAGAAUAAUCAGAUAAAUAAUGAAUUCUCUAUAAUAAUGCUAGAUUUUUUCAGAUUGUUUAAUGAAUUAUCAAUGCAUUUGAUUCAAAUCUUUAAGAUAAAUUGUCCUUAUGAAAUCUUUAUUUGUAUUGGAAUAUUAAAUAAUAUAAAUGACACAUAUACUGGUAAUUGCAAUAAAUUUAAUAUUGAAUCUGAUAACAAGUCUAAUAACAAUCUCAAUGCUACUAAUAAUAAAGUUGAUACUAUAUAGCAAUAAUAAAUAAAUUACUUUCCUUCUCCGUUUUCGUUCUUUUUUAUUCUCUUUUCUCUUUUCUCUUUUUCUUUCUCUUUCUCUUUCUCUUUAUUAUUCCUCUUGAAGAAUAAUUACGAG